GGGCGGCUCGCCGGGAUGAGACCCCCGCGGGGCCAGCGCCGCCCGCCCGCCUGCGGGGCCGUCCUCCUGCUCGGGGGAGGCUGCCUGGCGGCGUGCUACAGCCUGCGGGCGCGUGUGCUCCCGACAGUCCUGGCUCAGAGGGAAGAUGUCAUUCAUGCAGAAAUGGAUGAAAGACUGUCUCUUCGAAAGCACCGCUUCAUGCAUUUUGCAUCACUGGAAUAUGAAGGAGAAUAUUACAUGACACCAAGAGAUUUCUUGUUCUCAGUAAUGUUUGAUCAAGUUGAACGCAAAGCCUCAGCCAAGAAACUGACAAAAAAGGAGGUAGAUGCUGCACUGCUGUAUGUUGCCAAAGCUAAACCAGGGCCGACCUUUUUUAGAGACCUUGGUGAUAAAGGGUUGAUAUCUUAUGCAGAGUACCUGUUUUUGCUGACAAUCCUUACAAAACCCCAGACUGGACUUCAGAUUGCCUUUAAAAUGUUGGAUACAGAUGGCAAUGAGCGAGUUGAAAAAAAAGAAUUCUUUAAGCUACAGAGAAUCAUUGGGAAGGAAGAUGAUUUGAAAGCAGCUGGAGAUGAAACAGUACUUCGGGAAACAGAACUGGAAGACUGUGGUGUUAAUACUAUGCUGCUGGUACACUUCUUUGGAAAGGAAGGAAAGCAAAAACUUCGCUAUUCUGAGUUUUUCAGGUUCAUGGAAAAUCUGCAAACAGAAGUCCAAGAAAUGGAAUUCAUAAAGUUUUCAAAGGGUUUGAGCGUCAUGAGAAAAGAAGACUUUGCAGAAUGGUUGUUGUACUUCACUGAUGAGGAAAACAAUGAAAUUUACUGGCAGAAUGUGAAAGACAGAAUCGAGGCGGGAGAGAAUAUCAGCUUGGAAGAAUUCAAGACUUUCUGCAAAUUUACAAAUAACCUGGAAGACUUUUCCAUUGCCAUGCAGCUGUUUACUGUAGCCAAUCGUCCUGUGAAACGGGCUGAGUUCAAGAGAGCAGUGAAGGUGGCAACGGGACAGGAACUCUCAGAUAAUGUUCUGGAUACCAUCUUCAAGAUUUUUGAUCUAGAUGGAGAUGACUGCCUCAGCCACAGCGAGUUUCUUGGAGUCCUGAGGAACCGAAUUCAUCGAGGUUUGAGGGUACCGCAGCAGCAAGGCAUUCAAGGUUACUGGAAGUGUGUGAAAAGAGAAAGCAUUAAAGGCGCCAAAGAGGUGUGGAAGCAAACUGGGAAAAGUCCUUUUUAAAGCAGUCCAUUGUUCUUUUGCUAUAAGUGUUGUUAUUUAGGGGAGUUUGUCUGUCCUGUUUACUUAAUAACUGAAUCAAAAAUACUCUUUUUUUAACCACAGUUAAAGUUUCAUUAACCCAGACUCUAAAGCAAUAAUUUUAUCAUCCAGUUCCAGUGCAAUCAGUUUGGUUUACAGAAAUAUUAUCACUUUUGACCUCCAUACAGAAGCACUCUUGUUCUAGGGAAUAAUGUCAUUUACUGCUCUGUGGAGUCUGACCCUGCACUGUAGAGCACAGAAUACACAGGAUUUAAUAGUGGCCCCAGGCCCCCAGCAGUAUCAUCUCCUGUUGAAGGAAUGGACAUCAUCUCAGUUAGCCACUAGCACAGCAGUUCUCCUUCUCUGGCAAGGGCAGAGGUCCAAAAGGCAAAAUCACUAGCACAAUACAUUUGAAUUCAAGUUAUCCUGUAUCAAAAAGCAAACUUCACAUGGUUCAUUCUCUCAUUGUUGAUCUGCUCAUGUGCAGGUUCCUGGUGCCUGAUUCCACCAGAUCCUGUGUGGAUGUCUGGUUUGUCUACCUUCAUGAUGAUUAAUCAUUAUGAUUAAACUGGAAAUACAAGACUGUUGAUGCAGGCUUUAAAAGUUGCAUGUUGAUCAAUGAAUGUGCAUCGACUCUCUCAGGCCUCUUCAACAAAUACUAUAAAUGACAAGCAAAAAUCCUCAUUCUGUCAUAAACAGUGGUAGCUACAAUUUGACUCAUAACUAUUCUAAUUAUAUUGUGGAAGAAGAAUGUGUAACAAAUAGUUGCUUUAUCUUACUAAAGGUUGUGACAGGGAAUGCUGCAGUAUCUCGGGAAUUCAAGGUUAUAAUAAACAAGUGUUGGGGGAAUAAUGAGUCCAAUGAAAAAGUAAAUACAAGUGUUUAUUACUCCAAAGGCAAAGUUAGACCUAUGAUCUUAAAUAGUAAAACAAGGAACAAAUCAAAACUAACAUUUAGCAAUUACAGAUGAACAUUUUUUAGCUAUAAUGUAAUGUGCACAGGUGUGCAUGUUACGUGUUUUGUUUUUUCUAAUCUCAGGGGCCGAUAGUCCCAGGUCCAAAUCACUCUUCCUGGUUGGCUACUGUGUAUAGGAGAUAGACUUAUCUACAAAGGUUCUUCCUCUUUCCCCCUCUCAGUUGUCUGACUUGUCUUGGCUGGGAUGAGAGCUUAACCCUUCAAGACAGGUUUGUGAUAACAGAGAUAAUAGACUCAAAAAGUAGACUAGGGAAAUGUCUCAAGAAAAACAACCAAGAAAUCUCACCAGUCAGUAAGGAAGUAUCCAUUCCUUUUUUGCAUAUGUUGUUCUUAAAGUUGUAAAUAAGCUCAACAGGAGGUGUUUUGUUGUCAUUUCUUUGGGUUUUGGUGGGGUGAGUCUUGAAAAGAGGGGAAACUUCCAUAAUAGAUAAGACAUCAGAGCAGCUUUCACUCAGAGGAGGGACAGGAGAGGAUGCACUGGGAAGUCCUAAAGGUCCCACCUAAGGUGUACUGAGAUUACAGAGAAUGUGUUUGGUGUGUUGGUAGCUGUCAGGCAGCUUUGUGCUGAGGAGAAGCCCUACUGCCUGAGCCUUGGUAUGGUGGUUUCCUAAGGAAUAGAGCAAGAAGCCAGCACAGCACCUCUUCCGUCCGUGGGCUCAGCUUGGAGCUUUAAUUUAAAUAGUGUUAAAGGGAAAAUGCUUGUAUUCCUGUCAUCUUUGGACAUGGACCCAGAACAAGAGCACACCUGUGGGGGAAUACUGAGACUGGCUAGAAGAUCAGGCACCAGUAACGACCAAGGAUCCCUUUUCCCCCAGGAAACAAUCCAGAUGAAGUAAACAGUUUGGAAACAAUCCAAAUGCUACUGCUACACAUCAGCCUCCUCCUCUCAAACUGAACUCAUGCAGUGCUCUGUGGGCAGCAAGAUAUCAGAUGGCUGGUUUACCUUGUGUGUUUGGAAGUUGCUUGUUGCUGCUGGUGAUGGGAGCUAAGACUGAGAGGUAGCUAAUGGGAGCAAAGGUGGGGCAGGGGCACUGGCACCACGGCACCACAGCCAGCUGUGCACCACCAAAUAAUCAAAAAUAUGACACAAUUGAGAAAGAACUUCACAGCAGUGUGUGUGUGUGUGUGUGUUCACCCAGAGUGUGCUUUGUGCCAGCUCUAACUUAAAUGCAAGGCUACCUUUUAUUUGUUGCUGUUAAUAUUUUGGCAAAUCGUUAUUACUUUGGAAUGGAGAUUAUUCUUUAAUAUUUUAGUCUGUGUGAAGUUAAUAGGUUUAUGAUGUUUGUUAUUGCUUUUGUGGUUUCCUUUGUUUACUAAUUACUUGCUGCUUACAAGCUGUUUGGUUUUCUUUUGGAAAAAUCAACUCAUUUAGCUUUAGUGUAUCUAGAAGUUUAAUUCCUCAGUGCUUGUUUGUAUCUAGGUUUGUGCAAUGAGCAGUAUCUGCUUUCAGCAGUUACUAAAAAUGGGAUUUCAAGUUUUAUUUUUUAGCAAAAGCUUUGGUGUAAAGUUCAGAGGAAAAAGAAAAGAGGUAUGCUUGUUUUUUAAAUUAAUUUCAUGUCUGUAGUAAAAAAAAAGAAAUUAAAAGAUUGAUUAGGAAUUAAAAUAAAGUUAUGAAUCAUUUUCAGAAGUUACCAAGAAAGUGCAUCCAGGAAGGAACUUCUUUGAAGGCCAGGGAGGGCUUGUCCAUCAGGCUUGAAGAAGCCUGCGUUUAAUUUAUAAUUUAUUGUUAUUUGUCUUAACUAAAAUGCUUUAUAAAACAGUCUUAAAGGAACUUCUCAUUUUUAAUAUCUUUAAUUGAAAGAGCUGUUUGUGUAAGUGUUUAGAUAAACAUUGUCUUUUAAAGAAUGCAUCAUAGUUUUAGUGUUCAGUGUUUUAGUUCCUUUUAGUCACUGUAUGGUAUUUGCAACCUGAGUGUCAGCAUUAAUCAACACAGUUUUGUUAAAAGUUUAUGCCAGCUGCCAAUCUACUAAAUAUAUCAACUAUGACUCUUUUAAAAUUAGAAACUCAUCCUCUGAAGAGAAAUAUAUAGAAAAACUAAAUAAAAUGGAUUUUUCUAAAAAAUUUACCACAUGUGGAACAAAAAUGAAUACAUUGCACAUUGCAGAAGUCUCAAAAAUUGAUUUAAUGUAUUUCAAAAGGAGACACAAGGGCGAGUGCAGUCAUUCACAGCAUAUAACUCAUUUAUAGAAUUUUAGUUGUUGUAUCCCCAUAACAAUACUUUAUACGUUUCAGUUUGUUUAAAGAUACUUGUUUAAGAACCAUUUAUUCUUCAUUUCCAAAGGAAGCAAAGGCAAAAAUGCAGUGUGAUUAUACUAGAACUAACAGAAACUUAUUGGUUGUUUCUAGAAAUUAGUUCUGGUGACUUCAUUUGUACAAGCCUCUUUCUGAAAGCAAAAUUCCCUCUGGAUUCAAACCAAGUUGGCAGGUUUUAACAAAAUAUGCAACAAUUAGGAGUACAUAUUCUGCACAGAAGAACUGAAGAAGAAAAGCUUUAUCACAGUGUUAUACAUCAAAAGCAAAUCUCUCAAUUACUCCAUCUCCUUUGGUGUAUUGUCGUGUUGCAGAGUUCAGAUGGGUCACCACUGAUUGUGCCUGGAAACACCCUGAUCUGAACUCAGGUAUUGUCAGGAUCUGUUGGCCUGUCAGUUAUCCAGAUGUUAUCCAAAGGACGAACAAUAUGUUCAUUCCUAAUUUCAAGCUUUUGGUGGAGAAUAUGUAAGGUCUUUAUCAUUUUAGGGAUUAUAAAUAUUCUGCGUCUGGACUUCCAGUUGUCUCAGAGCUCAUGGAGUUUUGGGUGUAGAUAUCAGACCAUGUCUUGGCUCUGAAAAGUUUACAGAUUACACUUCAGUUACCUACACAGCAGAGACAAGACAGUCAAAUAAACAAAGCUAGGCCAUGGAUUGUGGUUUCAUGUCCAGUGUGUAUAAUGAAAAAGGAUCAUUGUCCAAUAAAGGACUAGAAUGGUAACAACCCUGUUACUUAGAGGAAGUAUUAUAAAUUUCAGGUAUGUUGACCAUACUUUGACUAAAACAUAGAAAUGGAUUAAUAAAUGUACAUCAAAAUUUAAAAAUACGGUUUUCUUCUCAUGCAAGAGUUCGCACAGGAGGGUGCAAGCAUGUCUCGUGCCUUCAGUUUUAAUGUUUCGUAUAAAACAGUCACAACUGUCAGGAAACUUCUCCAAUGCAGAAAAAAAUCUUCAGUCAUUCUAAACAGAAAACACAUGUCCAAAUGAUGGUGUGGUAAUUAUUUGUGAGAUCCAAGAUGACAAAACAACAGCUCCUGUAGUGGACCUGGUCACAAGAGAAGCAUGAAGAAAAUGUGGUGGAUGUAGACAUACACUAUGAGGCCAACAGAAACUCCUACAGAAACUGAAGAUGUCACCCAAGAAGAAGGCCCUUUGCAGGACAGGAAACCUGAGAGGUUUGACCAUGCACGAAACUAAUCAGCAAACGUGCGCGUGUGUCUUCACUCUCCUGCUUUUUUGAAGGUUUCCUGUUGGCUUUGUUGAUUAAACAAUUCCUAGUUGGUUCAGUAAUUUUAAAAAUUGCGCAACAUAUGCGAAGGCAGAUUUUCCAUUAGGCUGGUGGUAUUGGCUUAGUUAACAAUGGUUUCAGUUCAUUAACUGGAGUACCCUAGCACAGAGCUCUGCUCACUGUCCUCGGGAGCCACGCUGCUGCUCCUGCACGCCAGCAUUCCCCUGGAGCCUGCUCAACAGCGCGCCCACCUGCAUGCUUUUAGAACACCUCAUGCCCUGAAAAGCAGAAAGCCACGUUUUUCUCCACCCGUGUACCCAAUGUGAAUUUAGGUUGGAUAUUAGGGAAAAUUGCUUCACAUAAAGGGUUGUCAAACUCUGAAACAGGUUGCCUGGGGAACCUGGAAGUGGUUGAGUCCCCAUCCUUGGAGGUAGUGAAAAGACAUGUAGAUAUCUUUUCAGUGGCACCUUAGGGACAUGGUUUAGUGCUGGAUAUUGUGGUGCUGGGUUGGACUUGAUGAUCUUAGAGGUCUUUUCCAACCUAAAGAAUUCUAGGAUUCUCUCCUGCCUCAGAGAGUGACCUGCCUCUCCAUGCUGAUCAGGUGGUGAAAGUAACGUGGAAGGCAAUGGGCUGUGGGAGGAUGGACAUGGCACCUUGCAGAAUGCUGUUUAUGAUGGGCAUUAUGUUGGCCACGUUUCAGACCACAGGUUUAUAACACUGGGAGGAGGGAUAUUCCAUGGGGGUUCUUCUCAUGUGAUUUCAAACACAAGCUAGCUGCUCUGCUCUGAAACAUCCUCUGGAGGGCCUGGCUGUUCUCCACGACUGCAAAGGGCACACAGAAGAUGAACCUCACUGGACUAAACCUGUACUUUGUGAAUGCCACCUUUCUUCAUUGUUUUUAAUGGGCCCCAGAUACAAGUACUUGCAUUUGGCCACUUUUUGUUAAAUUGAUGUGCUAUUUUAUGUGAAGGGUGAAAACUCUUAGGAGCUGUUUUAAAACUGUUGUGAAUUUGGACCUAAAGGAAGUAGAUUCUGAAAUCAGAACCAUCCAAUGAGCAAUUUCCUGGAGGAAGGAUGUACUACAGAGGUGUCGCACCACAACACUGUAUGUCUCAGGUCCACUACUUUAGAGGAAAUUUAUCAGUUUUAAUAUUACCCUAUGGAACAACUGGUAGGUCUAAAUCACCCCCAAGAAAACCAAUUGUUUUAAUUUAACACUUGCCAAUAAAGUGUUUUAAAAUUCUCUUCUUUUUUCCGGAUACAGAUUUUUUUUUAAUUAUGUGGCAUCUAACUGUGUUUUAAUCUACUUUGAAACUGAUACUACUGGAAUGAGCAAAUAUUACUGAAAACAUUGGGUACAUCUCUUAAAUAAUGCACAGAAGGCAAUUCCUAGAGCAACAGCAGAUGAGUCACAGGGUAGAUGAUUACAUUUGCUAUUGAAAAGAAAGGAUAACAAAAUGUGAUGUGUUGCCACUAAUCUUUAGAAAAGGAGACUAAUUAAAUGAUAGGUCCUAAACUUAAAAGAAACAAAGCUAGUAGAAGAAACAAAAUGCUAUUAGACUAAAGGAAAAAUUCAGGAAACAUGAAUAUCACUGAACAAAAGUAAACUAGGAAAGCAAGGAAUAAAUCAAUAUGGCUGAAAUAAAAUUUUUCAAAAUGCUGUUUGACCAAAAAUGCAUCUUCACGAUUUAUAAGUUUGACGUAACACAAACAAGGGCAAUUAGUGACUUGCAGUUGGUGUGUACAAGAUUACAUGAGCUUUACUGGAAUGUGAAGAGCAAAUACUUACACAAUCUCAGUUGGUUUUAUGUCUACAUCAGAAACAUGAAGCCUCCAAAAAAUUGACUUGUCUCAUAUUACAAGAAAUAGAAUUCCGAAUGAGACGAAUGAUCAUUUUGCAUCAGUGUCCAUCUAAGAGGCUGUUGCGAUAUUUCUGCCUGGGAAUUGCAUGAUUUUGGAACUCAAGAUGAUUUACUUUGAGAGGAAAAAAAUACAAAAGCAAAACGGAGAUGAAAUUGUUGUAGAAUGUAAGGUCUAAAUAGUAAAGAGAGAAAUUCUGAACAA
Messenger RNA from Chiroxiphia lanceolata (lance-tailed manakin), 7760 nucleotides. RefSeq names its product mitochondrial calcium uptake 2 (gene MICU2). The record is from RefSeq and is a predicted model, not a curated record. The transcript is spliced from 12 exons. Gene Ontology annotation, molecular function: calcium ion binding. Gene Ontology annotation, cellular component: uniplex complex. The coding region runs from base 16 to 1230 and encodes 404 amino acids. Gene Ontology annotation, biological process: mitochondrial calcium ion homeostasis; calcium import into the mitochondrion. Lineage: Eukaryota; Metazoa; Chordata; Aves; Passeriformes; Pipridae.